This is a messenger RNA of Nerophis lumbriciformis (worm pipefish), 2288 nucleotides long. Lineage: Eukaryota; Metazoa; Chordata; Actinopteri; Syngnathiformes; Syngnathidae. The record is from RefSeq and is a predicted model, not a curated record.
CCAGUUCAUCCGCUGUGUUGAACAACAAUAUUUGACAAGGCCGCCAUAUUUGCAGACUUUGUAUUCCCAAAUCGGCCCCCCAACGUCUCCGCAUAUUGUUCUAGAGAGAGCUAUGCGGCGUUUGGUCUUGGCGGCGUUGGCUUUGCUGCUGUCUCCCCAGGUGACGAGCGGCGCCCGAGACGAGCAGCCGGCCUGCAGGCCGCUGACGGCCUCCUACUGCCACGAUGUGGGCUAUGGCACCAGUCGGCACCCUGGCGGCGUGCCGGGUUUCAACCUGCAGCAGUUGAGCCAGAUGGUGGAGUCGGCCUGCUCGCCCCAGGUGGCCACGCUCACGUGUCGCCUGGCGUUCCCGGAGUGCGGCGCGGAAGACGACGCCCGCAAGAAGCCGUGCCGAGCUUUCUGCGAGAAGGUCAAGACCGAUUGUGAGGGCGCCCUCAAAGCCAAGCGCCUGACCUGGCCCAGCAAGAUGCAGUGUAGCACGCUACCUGAGUCCAACUGUGUUCAGCAGCCUGACGUCGGUCCGACAUGCCAGAGCAUCACGGUCCCCUUGUGCAAAGACCUCUCGUACACGCAGACCGCCGUGCCAAACUCUCUGGGCCACAGGAGCCAGGAGGAAGCGGGCCUGGAGGUGCACCAGUACUACCCGCUGGUCAAGGUGCAGUGCUCGCCUCAGCUCAAGCCCUUCCUGUGCUCCGUCUACGUUCCGGAGUGCAUGGCGGGAAAGGCCCGGGCGCCGUGCAGAACUCAGUGCGAGCAGGCUCGGUCCGGCUGUGAAGGCCUGAUGAAAAAGUUUGGUUUCUCGUGGCCAGACAGUCUCAGAUGUGAAGACUUCUCGACAUAUUCAUGUGAGGAUAGCGGUGGCAGUUUCAGUGUGACGCCAGCAUGGGCGUGCCAGAGCAUAACAGUUCCCAUGUGCAAAGGCCUGGCGUACAACCAGACCAUCAUGCCCAACGUUCUAGGCCACAACACUCAGGAGGACGCUGGCCUGCACCUGAACUCUUUCUAUGUUCUGGCCAACGUGGAGUGCUCCCCCCACCUCAAGCCCUUCCUGUGCUCCGUCUUCACUCCCGAGUGCGUGGCGGGGAAAGCCAAGCCGCCCUGCAGGACCCAGUGUGAGCAGGUGCGCUCCAGCUGCGAGCAGGUGUUGAAGCAGUUUGGCUUCAGCUGGCCGCUAGCGCUCGAGUGUACCGUCUUCACCACGGAGUCGUGCCAACACCACGCCGUGUCCACUGGCGGCACCUGCGAGCCCCUUACCAUCCAAAUGUGCCAGGGUCUGUCCUACAACCAGACCAUCAUGCCCAACCAGCUGGGCCACGCCAGCCAGCGAGAAGCCGCCCUCAGGAUGUCCUUCUUCAACCUGAUGGUACAAACUGCUUGCUCGGCCAACAUCCGCCGCUUCCUGUGCAUGGCCUACGCCCCUCAGUGCGUGGCGGGCCGGAUGUGGCGGCCCUGCAAGUCCUUCUGCCACAAGGCCCAAAGGGACUGCGAGGGCGCCAUGAGCCAUUUCGGCAUCUCGUGGCCGGCCGAGCUGAACUGCGACGCCUUCCCGCGGGACAUGUGCGUCACUGACGACAUCAGGCCGGAGAUGCUGAACGCUGACCAAGUUCUGGCCAAGCUGCAGGCUGGAGGCUUCUCUGUUCGUGGCAAACUGCUGAGUCUCAGGACGGCCCGCAUGCUGGUGAAACUUGCUGAUGCAGACAAGUCCGGAGACCUGGACGUGGUGGAGUUCUUCAAACUGGAGCACUACGUGGCCGUCACCAGGAGGGAAUAUGUGGAGAGCUACGAGAGGGAGACGCCACCUUCUGUCAGGCGCGCUCAAAUGAUGAAGGCCGUGGCCGCGCGAGGCAAGUUCUUCCUUUAAAAAAAAGGUGUAUAAUGUUGUGAUUUGCUUAAGUAGUGACCCUUGUGGAACGCCGUCUUCUCAUGAUGUUGUCGACCUUUUUUGGUGUCCCUCUCACAGAAUUUUACUUGGAUGAGGACACCUUCCAGACGCUGUGGCUGGAAUACAGCAGCCGGGGAAAGAUCGAGUACGACGAGUUUGUGACUUUCCUGACGAGGCUUCAGAUCCUUAAAGAUCGUUUCCGGUCUCACCUGGUCAGUUUGCCGUGUGACUGCCAAGUGGCCAGCUUCUCCUUCGACCAGUUCAUCAAGUCUGCAGUGGUGUGAGCAUCAAAGGGGACAUGACAGACGUGAGGACCCAAGUUUAUUAGCACCUUAUUGUGAUAUUGUGUCCUUCCUAUGACUUCUGUUACACAUUAAAAGGAGUACAAAGUACAAAGUGGAGUGUA